UUUUUUUAUUCUGGUUCUUGUUUGAACUUCUGUGGCGCCGUUGUGUGCGUUUUGAUUUCGCAUGCGAGUGGUGUCCGUCGAGUUGUAGCGGUCGUGCGUGCGCGGUGCGACAAACGCCGAUGGCUUAGCGAGCGGAGAUAUUCAACUGCUGUUUAACGCCUGUCUCAAACGACGAGCCGCUUCGCCCGAGCACCAUGUCGCGCAUCCCGAAGCCGCAGCAGCUGAGAACCCAGCAACGCAGAUCCAACCCGCAAGCAUGCUUCGAUCUCCUAAAGAAAGAGCCCGCACUCAGCUUGGAUUUGAUAAAGCUGGCGCGCAAGAGCGGCCAGCUCAACUUGACUGGGAGAGGCAUGAUUGACGUUCCAGACCAGGUAUGGAACAUAAACAACUUGACGGAGGAAGAGAGGCGAGGACUUACACUUUCCCUUGACCAGUGUGAUGGUGACCGAUGGUGGGACCAGGCUGAUCUGACAAAGCUGUAUUUAUCGGCUAAUAAUUUGUCUAGCCUCUCGGCUGACAUUGAGAAGCUUCAAGCCCUCACCAUUCUUGAGCUGAAUGACAAUGCUCUUACUUCACUGCCAGACACCAUUGGGAGCCUCCGGCAACUCGCAAAGCUGAACAUUAGUCGCAACAAGCUUCAGCAGCUGCCAGAUUCCUUCUAUCAGCUGAAGGAGCUAAGGCAACUGAUUGCCCAUCAUAAUGACGCAGAGCUGAGUGAUGACGUCGGCAACCUCUCUCUUCUGGAGCUGGUGGACCUGAGCCAUAACAAGCUGACCUCAUUACCAGCCAUGAUAGGGUUCUUGUCUCGGGCAACCAACGUUAAUCUCUCGUACAACUGUCUUGCUGAGCUUCCUCCUGAAGUUGGCAGCAUGAAUGCUUUGCAAAUCCUGGAUGUGUCGUGCAACCGACUAAGGAGCUUACCAGAACCCAUCGGUUCACUUUGCCAUUUGGAGCAGCUGUUUGCACAACAGAAUGACCUCACAGCACUGCCACCUUUUUCAGGUUGUGCACGGCUCAAAGAGCUUCACGUUGGUAACAAUGCCAUUGAGGAAUUUCCCAUUGAGCUGAUAGAGACGCUCCUGGGUCUCAAGACGCUGGACCUGAAGUCCAACAAGCUCUCGACCCUAUCACCAGACAUCACCAUGAUCCAGGGCCUGGAGCGGCUCGACCUGUCCAACAACAAUCUCGCCUCAUUACCCUACGAACUGGGAACCCUGGUGCACCUCAAGGGUCUCGGUGUAGAGGGGAAUCCCCUCAGGGCCAUCCGCAGGGAUAUCGUCAAGAGGGGUACAGUGCACCUGCUGAAGUGGCUGCAAGAUCGGCUGGGCGAAUCACCAGAGGGUGCUGCCCACAAACGGCUGUCCGGAGGAGCGGGCCUCAACGAUGGCUCUGAUCUGAUCGAGUCCAUUGAGAAGUUUGCCCUCAAGACGACCCAUGCACUGGAACUAAGCAAGCGAUCUCUGCAUGAUGUCCCCGAGGAGAUUUUCAAGAUGGCGGCUGAGUGCGAUGCCAACACGAUCGACCUCAGCAAGAACGUCCUUGAAUCUGUUCCAAAAGGGCUUGAAGCUGCCUGCCCUGUCAUGACAGAGCUGAACCUGAGCUUUAACAAGAUAACAGCACUGCCGGGUUUUUUGUGCCUUGCCACGCGACUUACAUUCCUGGAUUUGAGGAACAACCAGCUGAGUGACCUACCUGGGGAGAUGUCAGUGCUCUCCAAUCUAAGGGAGGUCAAUCUGUCAUUUAACAGGUUCUCACGCCUUCCCGAAGUUUUGACCAGCUGGGAGUCAUUGGAGAUAUUGUUUGCAUCGGACAACAAGAUUGAGGAGCUGGACAUGACGCAGCUGCAGAAGUUGAAGCAGAUUGCCGUGCUUGAUCUCAGAAACAACAGCAUCCUGCAGGUUCCACCCGAGCUAGGCAACAUGCGGCAGCUUCGAAAUCUACAGCUGGAAGGGAACCCAUUCCGCAAUCCACGGCCCGCCAUUCUUUCCAAGGGCACCCCAGCACUGCUGGAAUUCCUCAGAGAUCGUAUCCCUCGGCUUUCUUGCUGAUGGGACCCUCGUGAUUGACAGCCUGUCAUGUAUCCUUAUGGCGUUAUAAAAUUGGGUUUUUUCUUCUGCGCACAUACAUGCAGAGAUUUGCUUUAGGUUUUUUGCCUGAUCAAUUUUUUAUAGGUUAGCCUCGUUGAUUGUACCCUGAGUAAAGCAAGAGUUGUUAUUGUGUGUGUGGUGAACCAGUAUUGUUAUUGAAGUGUAUACAGAUGGACUUGUUGGUACAUCCGUAAGUAGUCGUACGUUGAGUUCCUGUUGCUGUGUACCAAAAGAACAGAUCUACGUGUUAGUCCCAUGUUGAGGCAUACUUGCCCUGUUGUCUGUGUCAGAUUUGGAGCAGAAUAGAAAUAUGUGUAAGGUGUGCUUGUUAGUAAGCUCUUGGUGCUUCACAAGUGAAGCAGGGUUCUGGACUGUGAAGGUGUAGUAGAGACAUCUAGGCUGAGCAGUGGUUCGAGCUUGCUGGUUACUGGACGUAAAUAAGUAGCACUGCUUGGUGAAAAGGGCUGAACAUUGGAAUUCAGAAAGAGUUAUGUGCUAAUUUUUCCCCGCUCCUUCUUUUUCUCCACCAUGCACUGCAACAUAAGUGUGUGUGCAUUGUUUUGGACAUGUUGCAGGCGGUUGAGUGCCGUAUUUUUGCGCAUACAACCCACGCCCCGAAAAUUAAAAUUCAACUGUAGAGUUGGAGUGUGGAGCGAUACCAAAGGUUUACUUUUGGUUUUGCUUUAUGGCAGUUCAUUAUGUGCUGCUGUCAAGUGGCAUGUGAAGGCAAAACUAUGUAAAUGCGCUUGGCAUUGCUGUGAAGCCGUGCUGUACUUUGUCAGAUAGUGGCUGUGAAAGCACAGAUGACUGCUGUUUCUGAUGCUAUGUGCCAACAGUUGUGCUGGGUCACCACUGUAAAAACUUUAAUAUUGUUAUAUGUGGGUGUUUGAGUAGGUUAUACCCGCAAAUAAUGGCUUAUAACAAUGUUUGUUUCCUGUCCUCCACAUUGUAGUGGGAGCGCAUGUGUGUGGGGCGGUUUUAUGUGUGAAAAAAUACGGUAAACCUUGUUCGAGGAAAUACGGAAGGUGCAGUUGAGUAUCACUGCUUGUUGCUGGGCUAAUUGGUUCAUGCUUAUUACGGGGCAUAUGGAAGCAAAAUAAAGUGAAGUAAGACCAGGACAGGAAAAAUGGUCUUACUUCACUUUAUUUCAAGUCCCAUUACACCUUAUGGCAUGCAAAGAUUUGUGCAAGCUGGUAGCAUGUAUUCGGAAACAAGACACUGUUGUGUUUGCCUUUGCAAGCACAACAACGAAUGAACUUGUUACCUCCAUUGACUUACCUAACCUCUAUAACAGUCAAAUUGAGUGCAGAGUAAGGAGCCUGAUAAAUUACUCUUUCAGAGUUCUCUCUACAUUCAAUCAGUAAAAAAAGAUAGUACGCUUAGUAACAAACUUCGCAACAAACGGUUCACUAGUGUCAACCAGAUGUCGCCACAUUCUAUAAUCUCACAUGGAGCUAGAGCUAGAAUCCUCAGGUGGUGCCUAAUUUUCAUAUACAUACCAUUUACUGGCCACACAAAAAAUUGGUCUAUGUUCUAUAUGACAAAUAUCUACUGACAUGGCUUAAUUGAAAAUUCUGCUGUUGUGUCCCUUAAAGCAUCAGUUAGCUAGCACUUACUUAGAGUCAUUCUGAACUUAUCUAGUUGUCUGUUUUUGGAUGAAAGUGGGAACAUUGUUACUUUAGAUUUCUUUCCCGAACCUCUUUAAAGUUACACAACCAUCUUCUACCUUGCCAUGAAAGUAUGUUACAGGCCAGAAAAAAUGGCUGUCCUGGUUGCUUAUUGGUUCAUUCGGGCUGAGAAUUUACAUAGAAAGGGCAUUUUGCAGUGUAUCUGGUUAAAUGCACGCACUGAUUCAGUGCUUGCCAUUUUUCAUCUUGAAUAAAUUGUAUGUAUGUGUUAUCUAUGAGGAUUUUCUCAGCAACAGUAUGGUGAGGCCAUGUGUUGUUACACAAGGAUACAAUGCACAAUGCAUGGACCACUGUACAUGGCGAGAACAUUAGAUUUGGUGUGCACAGAACAGGAAUGCACUGCAUUUAGACAUGGUAUAAAACAAAAUGCACAAUGAGUUGCCACCUCUGUGCGAUAUUCGAGUGCGAACUAACCAGCAGUUUAGCUGGAAAACCCACUUAAGCCUUGAUCCCUUAUUUAGGCAGCAUUAGGUGGCAUUUGCGAAACCAUAGCUUCUUGUGUCUUAAAAUGCCUGUUUGGAUUGCACGGGAGCCUGUCGUCCAUUGCUGCAGCACCACAUUCUCAGGCAUUUUAUACCUGUUGCUGGGCAUGGACGAUUCUUGGAAGACACUGCUGCCACUCCAUGCCCACUCCUUUGCAUCAGCGUGUGUGCCACAAAAUGCUUCAUUUCGUUGCAUUUAUUUUCUAUUUUGUUGCACUUACUCAACCGAAUUUUUUUGUUCUGUCUUUUUGGGUGUAUAUUUGGCGGCGUAAAUCCGCGACUUACAUUUCACACCUGUUGUUCUUAUCUCUUGCUUAUAUAGUUUGCCCUGUUGGCAGCUGCCUGUUAUGGAUGUUUCUGAUAGCGCAGCUCUUUAAUCAAUGUGUGAUAUAUGUUGUCUUGCAAAAGUGAAGAUGUUUUGAUGCCUGUGUAUUAAUAUUGUGUUUUCCUUAUUGUGCAAUGGUUUUGAUGUUGCAUGGUGCAUUUUGGUUUGCGGGCAUAUUUUACAAUGUUGUUUGUCAGGCUCACUGUGGCUUUUUUGCCAAAUGUUUUCUUCUUUUUCUUUGGUCAACUUUUGAAAUGUACAAGGCAUUUAUGAGGAUUUUGAGUAUGUCUUAUCUAUAGGGGUAAUUACUGUUUUAUCUUGAAACCUUCCUCAACAUCCUUGCCUUGACCUUUUUUUUUUUUCUUGUAUAAGUUUGACUUGCAUAAAUGAUAAGUGCAUUGCUUGUGCAGCAUGAUAGCUCCUCCAUUUCAAAAGGAGCAAUAUUUUGCAGGCAAGUUUGUGAGCUUUGUCUUUUUAUAUCCUUGUUAUUUUGAUGAAUGAAACUUACCUACUUUCAUUAUUGAAGUUAAUAGGCACUGUAACAUCUAAUUGUUUGCAUGAUAAGUCCAAGACGAUUUUCUGCUAUUUCAUAAUUUGUGUAAUGCUUUUGCUAAGCAUGAGCGUAUCGAAUUAUGGACAGUAGAAUUAAAGGAACACCAAAGGAAACAAUUAAUUUGACUUAUUUGUAUAGAUUAUUCGUCUAGGAAGUGUAUCUUCGUUUUCUAUCCAUCUAGCAUCAUUUGCAGGUGGCGGCAUUUUGAUUUUCCAUUUCAGUCAUUUUCUCCGCCUUACAAAAGCUCUGUUCUCUGCGAGUAACGAAUUGUUAUCACCGAAGACUAAUUUUUCAAUCUAGCUUGACUUUAUAGUUACCUUUAGUGUCCUUUUAAGAAGGUUCAGCUUGUGUUAUGCUGUCUGCAGUGCACUCAGGCUGUGUUUUGUAUUUUUGCGUGACCUUCUUAGACUUUAAAAGCCAUUGUGAUAGUACAUAUCUUGCCAAAUCUGUUAUAUGGAACCUGUCUGGGCAUGUUGAUUUUUCCAGAAGUUCUUGCACCCCACUGUGCUUGUUGAGGGGAUCAGCAUUGAGCAAUUUCGCACGAGUCAUCUGGCACCCACUGUAAAUAUCCAAGAUUGCCGUGUAAUGAAACUCGUUGCAACAGGACAUGCGGCUUAAUUGGACGUCUGCUUUUUCCUGCAUGCCAUCUUCAGCACACAGCAAUGUGUUUACACAAGACAGCAGCACACCAACACUGCCUGUUGUACUUUUAACUGUCAUCUGUAUAAAUAAAUUAUUUAAGCUGA
Molecule: messenger RNA, 5881 nt
Organism: Dermacentor silvarum
Lineage: Eukaryota; Metazoa; Arthropoda; Arachnida; Ixodida; Ixodidae
Product: leucine-rich repeat-containing protein 40-like
Molecular function (GO): protein binding
Source: RefSeq, a predicted model, not a curated record